Cyclopterus lumpus (lumpfish) is the source of this 1477-nucleotide messenger RNA. RefSeq names its product gamma-aminobutyric acid receptor subunit pi (gene gabrzb). The record is from RefSeq and is a predicted model, not a curated record. The transcript is spliced from 10 exons. Bases 92 to 1477 code for a protein of 461 amino acids. NCBI's taxonomy places the organism in Eukaryota, Metazoa, Chordata, Actinopteri, Perciformes, Cyclopteridae. Gene Ontology annotation, cellular component: membrane; synapse; neuron projection. Gene Ontology annotation, molecular function: GABA-A receptor activity; neurotransmitter receptor activity; extracellular ligand-gated monoatomic ion channel activity. Gene Ontology annotation, biological process: signal transduction; monoatomic ion transmembrane transport; regulation of membrane potential.
ACUGCCUAACCUUGUGGCGCUGAUAAAUCCCUGCCUCAUCUCCUAAAACAACAAAUAAACUCCACCUGGCGUCUCCACUCCGUCGGCAGCCAUGGCUCUCUCUGUGUCUGGAGGGACCGUGUUCACCAUCCUCCUCAUUAGCAGGUUGUUAGAGAACUCGAUGCUCAACGCAGAAGUGAAGGAGGGAGAGAUUCUCCCUCCUACCAUUCACAAGCUGAUGAAAGGAUACAACAAGUACCUCAGGCCUUUCUUUGACAAUGGUCCUGUAACAGUGGGUAUGAGCCUGGACAUCGCCAGCAUUGACACUAUCUCAGAGAUCAACAUGGACUACACCGCCACCAUAUUCCUCCGCCAGCGCUGGACGGACGAGCGCUUGGUGUUCGAGGGCAACAAGAGCCUGAGCCUGGACGGGCGGCUCGUGGAGCUGCUCUGGGUCCCGGACACCUUCAUCGUCGACUCCAAGAAGUCCUUUCUCCACGACAUCACCGUGGAGAACCGGCUGAUACGCAUCUUCCCCAACGGGACCGUCCUUUACGCACUGAGGAUCACCACCACAGUGGCUUGCAACAUGGAUCUGACCAAGUAUCCCAUGGACAAGCAGACCUGCACGCUGCAACUGGAGAGCUGGGGUUACAACAUCAACGAUGUCAUGUUCUACUGGACCCGAGGAAACGAGUCCGUCAGCGGUUUAGACACCCUACAGCUGGCUCAGUACACAGUCGAGGGCCACUACACGUCCGUCUCAGAGGCCGUUUAUGAGACCGGCAAUUACCCAAAGCUGGUCUUCCACUUUGAGCUGAGGAGGAGCAUUCUGUACUUCAUCCUGGAGACUUACGUCCCCUCCAGCCUGCUCGUUGUCCUCUCGUGGGUUUCCUUCUGGAUUUCCCUGUCCUCUGUUCCAGCUCGUAUCUGUAUAGGAGUGACCACAGUACUCACCAUGACCACUCUGAUGAUGGGCGCUCGGACGUCACUGCCCAAUGCCAAUUGCUUCAUCAAGGCCAUUGAUGUUUACCUGGGCAUCUGCUUCAGCUUCAUCUUCGGAGCGCUCAUCGAGUACGCCGUGGCCCACUUCUGCUCCAUCUCUCACCUCGACACACAUAUCCUCAUGUACGGCCACCACAUGCACGACCUAGACGACGAAAUGAAUGGCAUCAUCACCACAAUCUCCAAUCACAACCGGGCCAAGAGACGCAAGGAGGCCGCCGCCGCCGCCACCCCGACCCCACCGCCCGCCUCCUUAGAACUCACUGUCACCCCGUCCAGCCCCUCUGGCAGCGAGCCUAAGCCCGAGGCGUCGCCCCCGAAGCGCACCCACUGGUGCCUCACCGCUCUAGCCACCAUCCGCAAAGUGCUCCGCUCCCUAUAUUGCUGUCACGUGGAGAACCCCCACCACAUAGACAACUACUCCAGAGUCACCUUCCCCCUCUCGUUUGUCAUGGUCAACCUGCUCUACUGGACUUAUUAUCUGUACUUCUAG